Molecule: messenger RNA, 1744 nt
Organism: Chelonus insularis
Lineage: Eukaryota; Metazoa; Arthropoda; Insecta; Hymenoptera; Braconidae
Product: protein TAPT1 homolog
Exons: 7
Coding region: 38-1723 (561 amino acids)
Biological process (GO): positive regulation of cilium assembly
Cellular component (GO): ciliary basal body; endoplasmic reticulum membrane
Source: RefSeq, a predicted model, not a curated record
ACAGCUGUUGUGCGAAGGUUAUGUGUAUCCUGUCAUCAUGUUCGACGAUAAUAUUGAUAAUAAAACAAAAAUAAUUAACGAAAACUUUCGAAAUAAUUUUAAUCAGCUUGACGGUAUGGAUAAAAAGCAUAUAAGAUUUAGAAAUUCUAUGAAUAAUCGAAUUAACGAACGAAUUGAGGGUGUAAUUGAUGAUAAUGAACAAGAAGCUAAGGACUUAAGUAUUGAUAAUAAAGGUGAUGUUUCUUUUUUUACAUUCUUUAAGAAAGAGGUAACGAGGAGUUAUCAUAUAGAAAGUGAUGAAAACAAAUGCUCAGAUGGAAGAGAUAAAAUUUAUUCUUUUCUAAAAAUUCCUGUAGAAGUAGAAAAAUACAUGGCCUAUGGAUUUUGUCAGUGCGCAGAUUCUUUUCUCUAUAUUUAUACAUUUUUACCAAUAAGAUUCUUAAUGGUUAUAUGGGCAAUCAUUACUAGACCUAUAAAACGUUAUUUGCGAAGUAGAAACGACCUUACAAAACAAAAUGAACCAUAUUUAAGUGCUGCAGAAAAAUGUGAUUUUCUCAAGGGCUUAAUUGUAUAUGGUUGUUGGGUAAUAACAAGUAGACUAGACACUUCAAUGAUGUACCAUUUAGUUAAAAGUCAAUCAGUUAUAAAAUUGUAUAUUUUUUACAAUAUGUUGGAAGUUGGAGAUCGUUUAUUUAAUGUCUUUGGUCAGGAUAGCCUAGAUGUCUUAUAUUUGGUUGCUUUAGAAUCUAAAUCAACUUUCAGACCUAGACGUCGUCAAAGACGUUUAGGUAUUAUAGCUCAUACGAUAUUUGCUAUGACUUAUGUCUUAUUACAUACUAUGUUGGUGCUAUUUCAAGUAACAACACUAAAUGUAGCUAUAAACAGUAGCAACAAAGCUCUAUUAACGAUUAUUAUAUCAAAUAACUUUGUUGAACUGAAAGGAUCUGUUUUCAAGAAAUUUGAUAAAAGUAAUUUAUUCCAACUGUCUUGUGCUGAUAUUCGAGAACGAUUCCAUCUAAUUAUUCUUCUGAUUAUUCUAUGCUUACAAACAAUGAAGGAAUAUGCUUGGAAAUAUGACCGUCUAGAAAUGUUAAUACCUGAUUGUUUCAUUCUAAUAGUUUCGGAAUUGACAGUCGAUUGGGUCAAACAUGCAUUUAUUUCUCGUUUUAAUGAGAUUCCAUUGACAGUAUUUAAAGAAUACACAAGAAGUUUUGCUUAUGAUAUGGUGCAGUCACGUCAAGAAAGAACAACGUUAAUUGAUCCAUCAGAUUUGGUUGCAAGACGAUUAGGUUUCAUUCCAUUACCAUUAAGCGUGGCAAUGGGUCGAGCUCUUACUGCGACUCUAAAUCCUACUUCAAAACCAUCAAAUUUCAUUUUAUAUAUCGUAGGAUAUUUAGUUCUUGUUGCAUUACGAGUUCUUAAUAGUAUAAUUGUUCUAGGUAAAGCGUGUAAUUUCAUUAAUUCACAUAUUAAGGAAACAUCAAAAAACACAAAGAAAUCGACAACUUUACUAAAUAGAACACGUAGUGUAGAUAUAAUAAAAGAAAACAUAGAAACUAGUGGAAUGGCUAUGUUUUCAAAUAGUGCUAUUAGUUUAAAUAAUGUUUGCUUAAAUGAUGUAUUUCUAAAUAAUGUUAAAGUGACAAAAAACAUCGAAGAAAUUCCACAUGUAAAGUAUAAAAAUGUCGUAAGAGCUGAAAGUGAACCACUUUUACCUCAGUAAUAUAUACAGUUUAUCUUUUAA